This is a messenger RNA of Colletotrichum gloeosporioides, 243 nucleotides long. RefSeq lists its product as uncharacterized. The coding region runs from base 1 to 243 and encodes 80 amino acids. NCBI's taxonomy places the organism in Eukaryota, Fungi, Ascomycota, Sordariomycetes, Glomerellales, Glomerellaceae. The transcript has 2 exons. The record is from RefSeq and is a predicted model, not a curated record.
AUGACGCCCGUGAGCGACGCCUUCCAGUUGCCUAAGCAUCAUCUCCAGCAUCGUUCUUUGAUUGAGAUUCACGAUAAGCCCAUUCGUGUCGACUUUACUAAUCUGCUGGGGUAUUGGUCUGAGUUGACAGACUCGGAAGCAGACGGAAACACCGCGAGGCGCGCAAAGAGAAACAUCCCUGACGAGGGAUUCACAACGCGCCACAUCCGUGAUCGCGUCAUCAAGGCCGAAGAGUUGGAGUAG